Molecule: messenger RNA, 1424 nt
Organism: Dendronephthya gigantea
Lineage: Eukaryota; Metazoa; Cnidaria; Anthozoa; Malacalcyonacea; Nephtheidae
Exons: 7
Coding region: 117-1163 (348 amino acids)
Molecular function (GO): oligosaccharide binding
Source: RefSeq, a predicted model, not a curated record
ACUGCGCUCCAAGAUGUCAAGCAAUCAAUGGCGGGACGGUUUUGAAGAAAGAGGACAAUAUCACAGUUUGGUUUUGGAUUCGUUCCUCUUUACCAAAACGUGUUUGGAAAAAAUGCAUGGAGUUUAAAGAAAGAAACAAUGCAGGGAAAUUGGAAACAUGGCGUGUGGAAGGUGGAGUAAAGAGAGAGGGUCCGUGCUCACAUGAUGAAGAUGUCACAAUUAAUGAUGGGGUUGCAGUGGUUCCUGAUGCUCGAUCAAUGAACAAACUCCCAAAGAUGGAAGGUCUUCUCUCCUAUAGCUCUGAUGACCAAAAGAUUUACCUCAAAGAAAGAUCUCAGUGGAAAGCUUUGGCAACUCAGAAAAAGAUUGAAGGUGUCAUCGGUAGACUUGAAAGUUUCAAACGCGUGACCAAUACUAAAUUUGCAAGCGUAACUAAAGAUGUGAAAGUGCUGACUCAUUCAUCGUGCAAACAAAUAUGGAUGAGUCAAAGCAACCGUGGUAGUGGUGUUUACCAAAUCAGCGUUGGACGAAAUCAAGUGAUGAACGUCUACUGUCAGAUGUCGUCAGUCUCAGGUUGUUCUGGUGGAGGAUGGGCGAUGGUGAUGAAAAUUGAUGGAAGCAAGAGUACUUUCAGAUACAGUUCCAGUUAUUGGUCGAACAAAAACACUUACCAUGACAAUAACUAUGGAAGAAACGGAGGUUUUGACGGCCGAGAGUAUAAAGGAUCAGCAUAUUGGAAAGUUUCAUUCAAUGAAAUUUGUGUCGCGAUGAAAUAUGGUGGUCAACUUAAGGCCUUGUCCUUCUUGUAUCCAUCAUCGUCCUUGUAUGAUCUAAUCGCAGACGGCAGGUAUAAAGAAACUAACAUUGGCCGCUUGCGAUGGAAAAAGCUGAUCUUUGGAUCAUCUUUACAGCGUAAUUGCAAUAGGGAGGGACUCAACGUGUUCUAUGGCGGAGCCACUGUUAAGGUUCGGUUGGGAAUCAUUGCAAACCAGGAGAAUAACUGCCGCAGCCCUGACUCUUCCAUAGGCCUGGGUUCUAACGAACGGCCGUAUGUUUGUGGGAAGUAUCUAUCUCCUUAUAACACCGCUGGCAAUGUUGCUUCGUGUUCAUCAGACAACGGAGACAAGAACUUGAAAGCAAUGGGAUACAUACUGGUCCGUUAAAUGUACAACGCUCGGAUUUGAUUAAUACCUUUCGUCAAUGGCAAUUAACUGAAAUUUUGAGUAUAACUAGUAGAGAAGUAAAAGCUUGUCAUUCUCGCACUGAAUUUAGCAUUUUGAUUCCUUUUUUCUAAAUCUUUAGUUCAUAUAGCCUGGGACAUCGUUUACACCUGCACGUAUAAUCUCAUCUUGUAACUUGAGGAUAAAACUGAAAUAUUAAUGCCAUGUUAUCUGGCUCGUUGAUCUAGAAAUAAACAACUUUUU